AUGGACGCUGAAGACGCUCUCAAGCUCAUAAAAUUCGCCUCGACAAUCGCCACUGGUGUUAUCGCUGGAGGGGCGAUUUAUAUCAACGUCGUUGAACAUCCAGCAAGAAUGGAACUGGACGAUGCACAAUCUUUGCAUCGACAAUGGCGGGAGAGCUUCGACCGAGCCAAGUUUCUUAUGGCGGGUACCUCGUUGCUUCCGAUAGCCGGCGGAAUUGCGGCGUUUGCUAUUGACCGAGCCAAAGGCAAACCUUGGUUUAUAACGGCAGGAUUGUUGGCGUUUAAUGUGCCGUACACUGGUAUAGCCAUGAAGCCCCGUGUUAUUGAACCUAUAUACGACUAUGAAGUCGCUGGGAAGAAGGAUCCGGGAGAAAUCAGGGACACUGUUGAUAAAUGGAAUACUUUUCACAAGGUUCGCACUAUCGUCGAUUUGUCUGCUUUAGCCUGGUGUGUAUAUAAUCUAGUGUACAACUGAUCGACACUGUUAGUUGGUUUCACCAACGACAAGAUUGAAUGAAGAACUGAUCACAGAAUGGACUGGUCCUCCAAGUUUUGGUCAAUAUUAAAAGUGAAUAUCGCUUUGAGGUUUUUUCGUUUCCACAUGUUAUGCGAAGAAUGAAGAUGAAUAACUUUUAUUUGGAUUAAAACACUGGCUUGAUGAACAUAUCUGUGAAUAUUUUAUUUAAGAUUUUAUUUUGGCCUUUGUAUUGUAUGUCUGGUGUAUUGCAUAAUAUGUACAAAGCGCCCGCACUUUUGUCUUGGGUGGGUGGGAAGGGGGUUACGGGUGCGAUCAGGGUGUCAUAAUUUCGUGACUGUGACCUUCCUUUUCAUUAAACCUUUGUGUAGAAUGUUUAUUUCUCUUUUUUUUAUUUGGAUAUUUAUGUAGAAGGGAUUUGUGCACUUAUAAUCAUACGAGAAAAGUAGAGGCUUUUCAAGGCAACUACCACAAAACAUCUUUUUCUUUGGAAUUUCGCUCUAUUUCACUUGACAAAAACUUUCUCGAAUGUUACAGAAGGUACGAUUCUUGUUUUUGCCGUUUUCAUGCAAUACUGUAAUGCUGACAAUAAAUCUCAUGAAUAAUUUAUCUGUUCCACGUUUUGUUUGCGAAUUUUAUUAAAAACAAGAUAGUGGAAUGGAGUGACACUUUAUCUCUGUGAAUGGGUUUUCUUGUGAGCAAUACAAUGCAAACAACGGUAGAAAGAAUUCCACUUAGGCCUUUGGAGAAGGGUUUAAAAUAGCCCAUGCCUUAUGUACUAAAAUUCUAACCAGCCUGCAUGCAGACGUCCAAAGGGAGGAGGAUCGCACUUUUCUCCCUACUCCCUCCCCCUUCCCUUUUUGCGCCUGCCACGCAGGCUAAAUUCUAGCAUGACUCCAAGGCUUUCUGGUCAUUUUUCUAUACUGUAAAUCCUCUAUUAAGCUCCCCCUCUCAAAUAAGCCCCCUCCCUCUAAUAGGAGCCCUUCCUUUUCAGGGGAAGAAAGUUAAUACAGCCCCCCUCUCUAUUAAGCAACCCCCCUCCCCUCCCCUAAUUACUCUUCACUAAUAAAUGAUAGACUGUAUUCAUCAACUGAUCGGGGAUGGUUUAUUUGCAACUGAAAAUUGGGAUUUGAUUCUGAUCCUGGCCUGCAUGACCUAAAACUUCUUGCACUUGAGCUUUUCCACUUUGAAUUCUAACGCAUGCAAUCGUCAUUUCUAAAUUAAGUGAGCCCCCCGUCUCUAUUAAGCUCCCCCCCCCACCCCCAUAUGGGCUUGAAAUAAAUAAGCCCCUCGGGGGUUUAAAAGAGACUUGACGGUAUUUGGUUUGGUCUUGUGCUCAGGUCUCUUCUGGGAAUUGACAAUAGGGCCGUGAUAAAAUUUGCAAUUCUGUCCCUAAAGCCUCGGAGUUAUGUUAGAAUUUUAACAUAUCGAACACGAACAGGGGUCUUUUUUGCAUGAGCAUGCGCGACCGCUGACUUGUCAAAGAGCACCUGACCAGUGACAGCGACCGUGCUGCAUAGUCAUAGAAACCAAAUUGUUUACUUUGAAAGCUUGCUUGAGAUUGAAAUGGUAGCAGGAACUUAGGAAAGACCUUCGUUGUACAAAAUAAGUAAAGAUCUGUUGAUUUAAAGUGGAGACUGAUGCGCUGAAAGAGGUGAAAGAGCAAGUUUCUCAAGGAUGUCUGACACGAACAUGGCUGCUUGUUGUCGUUUGGCGCUCGACUCGUGUCUUGAUUCCCCUUUAAGAACCGCAAAGUUUGGCAUAGAAUGCAUUGCUGAUGCGUAGCUACUGAGCAAAAUGUUCUUUAUUUAGUGUUUGUCUAUAAAUUGGAUGUAAAUCAGUUUCUCGAUACCGUAGAGGAUUUCUGUCAAUUAUUUGUUAAUAGCUGAUUUAGCCAUAUUUCGGGAGUGGAUUAAUAACGAUCAGCGGGCGACUACCACGCCGUUCUCAGUUGGAAUAGAAAGUUUUUGCCUUAAGUAUUUUAGCGAUACAAAGUUUGUUUAUAGGAAAAUUGUAGAACUUCUCGUUUUUGCGUGGACUAACAUUGUAACUCAUCUUUUCGGGAAUUUGCUUUUAGCCAGAACUUAAAUGUUCUAAUGAUUUUUAACUUUUGGUCGGCAUCACGUGUUUACUGCACUUCUUGGGAAACCUAACCGUUUGUUUCAUCAAAAUCGGUCACAAGAUUGGACUUUAAUUUCGGUCCUAUUGAAUGCAGUUUUGACUGUGUCUCAUUGAUAUUCAUUUUUUUUAUUGUUCGGGACGUACAGAGUGACUACCACCAACAUCUCACUAGGUGACUAAUCUACGUCUCGUGUGCCCUUAAUUUUGUAGCUUUAAAGUGCUGGGAAAAUUGUAGAACAUAUAUUAAUUCACUGCUGAACUGAACAUCGGCUUUCGCGCACUUCGAACCCACUCGCUGAAAUUUGUUAUGUUUUUUUUUUAAUAUAUCUCUUCCUUGCCGACUUCAAAACAAAGAAAAAUUGAAAGUGUUUGCUUGCAUCAACAAACGUUUCUGCACUUUGUUUAGACUUUGAUGAGGUCAGCGCAAUCCUCCAGGCACUACAUAUACGCGCGCUGUUGUCCAGGUCAAGUGGGGAGAUGAAAUUUGAUAGUAGCUCGUGUAUGUUAAAGCCGGUCUACUUCGCUUUUGUUAAAACCAUGUUAGAGUUUUUUGGCAAACUACACAUUUUGUUAAAUCACGAGCACAUUCGCACAGACCAACGAGCAAAAUAAUCGCUAUGAUAGCUUUGAGACGCGCCAUUUUGAUGAAGGCAAACCCUGUGGUGAGCCUCCAUGCACAUCGCUUGUUCAGCGGUCGCGCAUGCUCAUGCAAAAAAGACCCCUGUUUCGAACACGGACAGGAGCCUGACGUGGGCUAUUUCUACAAAAAACUAUAUCCUGCCAGUUGUGAGGUAACGCGUGACUAGCCUAACCGAUCUCGCAAGCUAUCGCGUGACCUCUUGUCUCGAGCCCAUGCGAGUGUGCGCAACAUUUAUUUGCGCAGCUUGCUUGAAGCAGCCUGGGUGUGCCUAAACUGUUUGCGUGCCUAUACUAUCCCAGCGAGAAAUAUCAACAAAAUAUUCUUCUGUUCAGGAUGGGUUUAGACGCCGACGACUUAUUCUCGUGUCUGGAAGUUCUCUCCACUGUGGCUGCAGGUAUUUUUUCUGGCAGUGCGAUCUAUGUCAAUGUUGUGGAACAUCCGGCUCGUAUGACCCUGACGGACACGAAAUCAUGCCAUCGACAAUGGAUGGAGAGUUUCGAUCGAGCCAAAGUCUUGCAGAGCUGCUUGGCGUUAGUCUCCACUGUUUCCGGAGUUGGGGCAUACUACUGCAAUCCGAAGAAGGGACUGCCUUUUCUUAUCGGCGGAGGGAUAGUGGCGUUAGUUUUUCCUUACACGCUUUUCAUCCUCAAGCCAAAUUCCAUUGACCCCAUCUACGAUAAAGAUAUCACCUCUAAGAAGAGUGAAAGUGUUAUACGGGAUACCAUUGUCAAGUGGAAUAACUAUCACAUGGUUAGAAGCUUCAUCGGCAUGCCCGUUUUUGUGGGAUACGUCGUUUAUAUGGCCAGCAACCACAAGAAGUUUUGGUGA
Porites evermanni is the source of this 4063-nucleotide messenger RNA. The record is from the annotation of a GenBank genome assembly. NCBI's taxonomy places the organism in Eukaryota, Metazoa, Cnidaria, Anthozoa, Scleractinia, Poritidae.